Paramecium primaurelia is the source of this 966-nucleotide messenger RNA. NCBI's taxonomy places the organism in Eukaryota, Ciliophora, Oligohymenophorea, Peniculida, Parameciidae. The record is from the annotation of a GenBank genome assembly.
AUGAACUAAGAGCUUCUUCUUAAAUUUUUUAAUGACGAACCAUUUAAAUCUGAACGUAUGUGUGGAUUAACAAAUUUCGUCUAUAAGGUUUCCACUACGAAAUAAUCGGUAAUUUAUAGACGUUAUACAUCUACAUUUCGACUGUUCUAAAACCGAGAAAGAGAAGUAAGGUUGUAAUAAGAACUUGCAUAAUUAGAAUUAGCACCAAAAGUGUUAUAUUCUGAUAAAUUCUAAAGAAUAGAAGAAUAUUGGCCAUACUCUCCUGUAACACUAUCAGAAAUAAAAGAAGAUUAUAUAUAGGUGGCAAGAAUGCUUGGUUCAUUCCACAAAUUGAGAAAUAGAAAUUCAUUUGUAGAAAUCUUUGAUACUCCUUCUAUUUAUUAAUGGUUACAUAAUGUUAAUUUAAGAGAUGAGAUUUUUGAUGUAAUUUCAGAUUCUAAUUGUUAAUAACUAUAUUAAACAUUUGAGCAAGUUUUUUCAGAUCAAAACUAAACAUUUAUUUUAGGAUUAUUUAAGGAUCCAUGUUUUAGUGAAUUACCAUUAGUUAUUGCACAUAAUGAUCUUAAUGCUACAAAUCUCUUAAAAGAUAAAAGAUUAAUGAAAUAUCAUUUGAUUGAUUUUGAAUUUGCAGGAUUGAAUUAUCCAGGUUAUGAAUUAGCUAAUUUUUUUAAUGAAAUGGAAUGGGAUUAUACAUUUUCAGAGCCUCCCUAUUUUAAAAUUAAGGAAGGAUGGCAAGAAGAUUUAAAAUUAAAUUUUAUAAAAGAGUAUUGGAAAGAAUAUGCAAAUUCUGAUGAGAUACCUAAAUCACUAUUAAGACAAAUAGAAAUAGGAGGAAUAUUGUAAAAUUAUUUUUGGAUGUUAAUUGGUGGAUUAUCUAUGAAAUAAGAAUAAUAAGGAAUAGAUUUAGUAUAUUAUGUAAACAGAAGGAUGAUGAAUUUUAAUAAGGUUUUGAAUUUAAAGCAAUGA